Plasmodium gallinaceum is the source of this 363-nucleotide messenger RNA. RefSeq names its product conserved protein, unknown function. The record is from RefSeq and is a predicted model, not a curated record. The transcript has 2 exons. The coding region runs from base 1 to 363 and encodes 120 amino acids. Lineage: Eukaryota; Apicomplexa; Aconoidasida; Haemosporida; Plasmodiidae.
AUGACAGAGAAGUUAUUAAAAAAAGAUAAAAGUGAAAAAAGAAAAAAAAUAAAGAAAAAAAAAAGAAAUAAAAAAAGAAUAGAAGAAAUGCUAGAAGUUAAGUCGAAUAUAGAUGAUAUAUUCAGUAAUAUAAAAAUAAAAAACAAAAGUAAUAAGGUUGAUGAAACAGAAAAGGUUAAAAAAGAUUCAAAAAGCAUUAUAAAGAAUAAAAAGAAAAAAGAUAAAAACCAAGUAUCACGAAAGAAGGUAGGUGAAAGACUGUAUACUCCAGAUGGUUUACCUAUUUAUUCAAUGGAAGAACUUAAGAUGGGGAAAGGAGGAUACACAAAAGAAUGUCCUUUCGAAUGUAAUUGUUGUUUUUAA